Molecule: messenger RNA, 1569 nt
Organism: Cucumis melo (muskmelon)
Lineage: Eukaryota; Viridiplantae; Streptophyta; Magnoliopsida; Cucurbitales; Cucurbitaceae
Exons: 2
Coding region: 228-1301 (357 amino acids)
Biological process (GO): regulation of transcription by RNA polymerase II
Cellular component (GO): SAGA complex
Molecular function (GO): transcription coactivator activity
Source: RefSeq, a predicted model, not a curated record
CCCGUCGGAAGGUCGCUGUUUUUGCUUUUGGUCUCCAAUCUCCGAAUCACCCAAAAAUUCCAAUCCAAACCCAUUAAACAAUUUACACAAAUCAUCUUAAUUUUACGAUUCUUCAUUCACAAGACGGCGCAAUUUCAUCUCAAUUCUUUUUUUAUCUGUUUUGUUGGUGGAGGAUUCCUGAAGGCUUUGUCUCAAAUUCAGACAUUGCUGAAAUUGCGGCUCUGAAAAUGUUUCCCAGGAAAGACACUUCUCGUAUAGACACUUCCGAGCUGAAAGCGAUGAUAUAUCGAAAGCUUGGGCAUCAGAGAUCAGACAAAUACUUUGAUCAGCUCAAGAAAUUGUUAAGUUUAAAGACCAACAAAAGGGAAUUCGACAAGUUUUGUAUUCAGAUUAUUGGGAGGGAAAUUAUACCUCUUCAUAAUCGGCUUAUUAGAGCGAUUCUUCAAAAUGCUUGUGUGGCUAAAACUCCCCCUGUUCUUAGCAGUACAAGGAAAGUUGGAGGCAAUCUCAGUGUGAAGGUUGUGAAUGGAUAUCAAAGGAGUUGUCUUCAAUCACUUCAUGGGGAUGCAUUCCUUUCUUCUCCUCGAAAGGGUAGGUCGCCAGUUAGUAGAGACCGUAAGAUUCGAGAUCGUCCAAGUCCUUUGGGACCGUGUGGGAAGCCACAGAAUAUGGCACUUGAAGAAUUUGCUUCCAAGGCACAAGAACAGCAAAGUGCAACAGAGUUGCAUUCUCUUGGCAGCCGUCCUCCUGUCGAAAUGGCGUCUGUAGAAGACGGAGAAGAGGUUGAGCAGGUGGCUGGAAGUCCUGGAGUUCAAAGCAGAAGCCCAGUUACUGCUCCGCUUGGUAUAUCGAUGAACUUCAUUGGUUCCAGUAAGACUCUCUCCAAUGUUCCCGUUGGAGGAAGAAAUUACCAUGUAACAACAUGUCAAGAUGGUGGCGAGCUACCGGACACGAGGUUGCUACGAACUCAUUUGAGGAAGAAGUUGGAAACAGAGCAGAUUGAUAUAUCUGUAGAUGGUGUAAACCUUCUUAACAAUGCAUUGGAUGUUUAUUUAAAGAGGUUAAUCGAGCCAUGUUUGAAUUUCUCUCGGUCACGGUGCGAGCGACUGAAAUUUACAGGCAAUCAACCGAUAACUGGCUCAAGAAUCACAUUCCAGGAACAAAAUCGGCAUCGAGCUCAACAAAUAAAUAAUGGAUCCUUGUUGGACUUCCGUGUUGCAAUGCAACUGAAUCCUCAAGUGCUUGGGAGAGAGUGGACGAUGCAGCUUGAGAAAAUCAGUUUACGAGCCUCUGAAGAGUGAACUGACCAAAUCUCACGUCAGAAAAAGUAUAGUAGGGUCUGAAUAUAUAGUCAAAAGGUGAUCGAUCAUAUAUUGUGAAUAAUUUGAUGGGUUCUGUGUCUUUCAAAGUCCCUUGCUAAUUUUUGCGAUUCUUGUGAGGAUAGGUUUUCAGAUCCAUUAUGAGCCUUAAAUCAAGUUGAUUAGGUUACAUGUAGAUAAAAGGCUCUAAUGAUCAUUUGUCUUGAGGAAUAUGUUUAUGAUCUAAUAAAGGCAUACAACUUCACUUGCA